Yarrowia lipolytica CLIB122 is the source of this 1062-nucleotide messenger RNA. RefSeq lists its product as uncharacterized. Gene Ontology annotation, molecular function: nucleotidase activity. The record is from RefSeq and is a predicted model, not a curated record. NCBI's taxonomy places the organism in Eukaryota, Fungi, Ascomycota, Dipodascomycetes, Dipodascales.
AUGAAGUUGUCUUCUCUCAUUGUUCCCUGUCUGGCUUCUCUGGCCCUGGCCCAGACCAACGCUACUGCCCACAACAGCACGGUUCCCCACGAGAACUCCAAGACCACCAUCGUCGUUACCAACGACGAUUCCUGGGCCUCUGCCAACAUUCGGGCCUUCUACGAUGCUCUCAAGAAGGAGGGCUACAACGUGUUCAUGUUUGCUCCUGCUGUGCAACAGUCCGGAACUGGAGGUACCUUCAACCUGCCUACCAAUGCUACUCUGGCCAAGGGAGCCGAGUGGCAGACUGCCCCCGCUGGCGCUCCCUCUUGGGCUCACGACGAAAAAGACGAUCACAUCUGGUACUUUGACGGCACUCCUGGAGCCGCCGUGUCGUUCGGUUUUGACUACGCUCUGCCCAAGUUCUACCCCAACACUACUGUUGAUCUCGUUGUCUCCGGACCCAACGAGGGCUGGAACCUCGGCCCCUUCGUCUACACUCUGUCUGGAACCGAGGGAGCCAUGUACACCUCUAUUCUUCGAGGAGUUCCUGCAGUGGCCUUCUCCGGAAACAACGACCACACCUACUACGCCAACGCUUCCAACUCCGAAACUUCUGCCCACAAGAUCUACGCCAAGGCCUCCACUGCCAUUGUCAAGAACCUGCUGGAGAACGCCAAGGGCCGACCCUCUGUGCUUCCCAUCGGAGUCGGCAUUUCUGUCAACCUCCCCAACGUUGGAGAUAUUGAUCCCACUGGCAAGUGUGUGGACCCCAAGCCCAUCUUCACCCGUCAGACCGGACGAGGAGCGGCCACCUACAAGCUUAUCUUCAACGAGACCAGUGGAGUCUUUGAUGAAGACGAGAACCUCAAGACUGACGCUCUGCGGGCAUGUUUCAACGGUGACUGCUUCUUGCCUGAUGAGACAGAUGUGGUCACCAAGUGGGGCUGCUACUCUUCUAUUUCUGUCAUCACUGCUGACUACGAUGCUCCUGGUGGUGUGGCUGCCGAGGUUCAGUAUCUGAACCGAAACCUGGUCACUUUUGCUCCCACUGGUUACGGCUCCUUCCCGGGACGAAAGUGA